Pygocentrus nattereri (red-bellied piranha) is the source of this 542-nucleotide messenger RNA. RefSeq names its product serine/threonine-protein kinase pim-3-like. Gene Ontology annotation, cellular component: cytoplasm. NCBI's taxonomy places the organism in Eukaryota, Metazoa, Chordata, Actinopteri, Characiformes, Serrasalmidae. The transcript is spliced from 4 exons. Bases 74 to 448 code for a protein of 124 amino acids. Gene Ontology annotation, molecular function: protein serine/threonine kinase activity; ATP binding. The record is from RefSeq and is a predicted model, not a curated record. Gene Ontology annotation, biological process: negative regulation of apoptotic process; regulation of mitotic cell cycle; protein autophosphorylation.
AUAUAUAGGCCCGUCCACUAGCAAUACAAUUGCACAUGACACCUUGGCCUCGCAGUAUGUGAUUGGAGAAAGAAUGGGCGAAGGAAGUUAUGGGUCUGUGUUCAAGGGAACUCGCAUCUCUGAUGGCCUACAGCCAACUGAUAGCCGAUAUCUCCAAAGUCCUGUUGAGUCCAAGGCCGUCCCUGUGGAAGUGGCACUGAUGCAGAUGGUGAACGAGCCACCUGUCUGCAACAGCAUCAUCAAGCUCAUCGAGUGGUUUGAUGAGCCAGACCAAUACAUCCUGGUCCUGGAGCGCCCUGACCCUUGUGUGGACUUGAAGAGCUUCCUUCACAACUUAAGAGGUUAUGCCGAUGAAGAGACGGCCCGAAAUAUAAUGCUCCUGGCUGUGGAGGCAGCGAGCCAGUGCAGCUUGCGAGGUGUCCUUCAUCGGGACACAUGCCACAGAUAAUCUACUCAGUCACACGCCACAGAUAAUCUACUCAGUCAGACUCCACAGAUAAUCUACUCAGUCAGACUCCACAGAUAAUCUACUCAGUCACACA